ACAGUUCAAAAAGCACUGCUUCCUCUCUCCUUUUAUCAAAUGGCUUCCCUAAACUUAACCAAAAAUCACCGUGAUGAUACCCUUGAAGAAUCUGACAAAGACUGGACACUUCCUUCUCAUUCCAACAAUAGAAAGAAACGGACAACGGAAAAGUCAGCAAAGAAGGGCGCUAAUGUGGAUGCAAAGAGCUUUCAAAGGUUAUGGAGCGAGGAAGACGAACUAGUUAUCCUCGAAAGAAUGAUCGAGUAUGAAUCCAAAAAGAAUGCCAGCCCCGCAGCAAAUUAUGAUGUUUUUUAUACUUUUAUCAAGGACAAAUUGCAAGCCGAAGUGAACAUAACUCAACUGAAAGAAAAAAUUAGGAGAAUUAAAAGAAAAUAUAUGAAUAAUAUUGGCAAAAGGAGCGUUGCGAAGCCUCACGAGGAGAAGUUGUUCGAACUCUCACAAACAAUUUGGGGUGAUAACAUAGUUGACAAAGAAAAGAGAGCAGCCAAGGUUGAUGACGAUCUGCCGAAAGCUGGUAAACUGAUUGUUGCAAAAGAAAAAAACAGUUUGUGUGGUGGUAGUUCAGGUUCGAGUUUGGUUUUACACGGAGGGAGUGCAGCUGAUUUAGAAGAUUGGUUUAGAAGGAACCCGGGGUUGAUUAGCAAAGAACAAAGACAUGAAGUAUUGAAGAAAUCGCAUUCCGUGAAGAUUGCUAAGGCUGAACACCAAUUGAAUGAGAUAACCCUGAUGGAGGAACAAGUGAACUUGAUGACUGAUGCUGUGAAAGCUUCUCAGGAAUGAUGGCCAGAUAUUUCUCCUACUUGUUUGGGUUUUUCAAUUUUUGUUUUCUUUUGUCUUUUUUUUUCUGCUAUUGGGUUUCUUGUGCUGCUCUAUCGGGUUCUAAGAGCAUUGGUUGUCAAUGAUGAGGUGAUUAUAGGCAUAAAUACCUUAAACCAUUAAUCUACUGUCUUCUUUUAUUUUCCCCUUUUUGCUUCUGUAUUGUGGAAAAGUGACAGAGGA
Nicotiana tabacum (common tobacco) is the source of this 1002-nucleotide messenger RNA. RefSeq names its product putative transcription factor At1g61730. Lineage: Eukaryota; Viridiplantae; Streptophyta; Magnoliopsida; Solanales; Solanaceae. The record is from RefSeq and is a predicted model, not a curated record. Gene Ontology annotation, biological process: regulation of DNA-templated transcription. Gene Ontology annotation, cellular component: nucleus.